CUCGCCUUUCGGUUUACCCUCCCCUUGCCCAAGUUAAAAACAGCAAUCAGAGAGAGAGAGAGAGAGAGAGAGAGAGACAGGCCGCAAACGGAGAAGAGACACGGGAGAGAGGGAGGGCUCGCUAGCUAAACAAUAACCCUCACUCUCUACUCUCUAGCUAGCUAGCCUCUCAGCUCAGCUGUGGUGGGGAGAAAGACCGGACCGGAGGAGAGGGCGAUCAAGAAAGGUUACCGGCCGGCCUAGAGGUAGCUGCUAGAGCCGCCGAGCUCGAUCGUCCGACUCCGAGAGCUAGCUUCCGCUUCCGCUUCCGCCCAGGGCAGUAGAAGCGUUUUUACGGCAACGCUAGCUAUAGCUAGCGCUGAGAGAGAGAGAGGUGGAAGUAACAAGGCCGGUAGAGCAGGCGGAAGCGAGGGAGCGGCAGCUGCAGGCAGGGGUGGGGGCAGCAAAAUGGUGGGCUCCGGCGCGGCUGGGGGCGGAGCGGAUCACGCGCGGAGCAAAGAGGCCGCGGGGAUGAUGGCGCUCCACGAGGCCCUCCGCAACGUCUGCCUCAGCUCGGACUGGACGUACUCCGUCUUCUGGACCAUCCGUCCUCGCCCGCGGUGCCGCGGCGGGAACGGGUGCAAGGUCGGCGACGACAACGGCAGCCUGCUGAUGGGAAAGGUGGCCUCUGAUAAAUGUCACAAAUGGGUCUUCAAGGAACCUUCUGAAUGCGAGCCCAACAUCUCCAACUACUGGCAGAGCUCUUUCGACGCACUUCCUCCGGAAUGGACCGACCAGUUCGCAUCAGGCAUCCAGACCAUAGCUGUGAUCCAAGCCGGGCAUGGCCUCCUGCAGCUGGGCUCCUGCAAGAUUAUACCCGAGGACCUGCACUUCGUGCUGCGGAUGCGACACAUGUUCGAGUCACUCGGCUACCAGUCGGGCUUCUUCCUCUCCCAGCUCUUCUCGUCCUCGCGGGGCGCCUCGCCGACGCCGACGCCGCCAUUCCCGCUCAAGCAGCCGCCAGCAGCUCCGGCCGCGCGCGCCCCGCCGCAGCUCUUCAGCUGGCCGGGCCACCACCAGCCGCAGCAGCUCCCGUCGCCCGCGGGAGCGUCGCCGCUCUUCCCGCCCGGCCCGGGCGCGUUCCACCCGUCCUCCGCGCGCCCAAUGCCGCCGUUCCCAGGCGGCAAGGACGAGGGCCACAUGUUCCACCUCCCGCCAGCGGCGCACCACGGCACCAACAAGCAGCCGCCGCAGCACAUGGACGAGCACCACCACCACCAGCAGCAGCCGAUGGUGGGGGCCGGCGGCGACGCGCCCGACGGCGACCUCCGCUGGCCCAACGGGCUGUCCUUCUUCACCGCGCUCACCGGGCGCGCGGACGACGCGAAGCUGCUUUUCGGCGGCCCCGGCGCUGGCGCUGGCGCUGCGGACGACGACGACAAGGCGGCGCCGGACGCGCACGGCGGGGCCGAGAACGUGGAGGAGUACCUCAGCCUGGAGAGCCACUCCAACAAGGCCAGGAAGGUGGAGAGCCCCGCGGCCCAGAGCACCAACAAGUUCAAGAGGAGCUUCACGUUGCCCGCGCGGAUGAGCUCGUCCUCGUCCACGUCAGCGUUCCCGUCCGUGUCGGCCUCCACGGCGCCGCCGCAGCAGCAGCAAGCAGGGAUGGAGUAUCGAGGGCCGCACGAGGGCGGCGUCUACUCGGACCUCAUGGAGACGUUCUUGGAGUAGCUAUAGCUAGCUAGAUCCCGUAGCAUGCAUGAUCGAUCGGUUCAGGGUCACACACUACGACAAGCGUACGCUGCUUUUUGUUUCUCACCGCCCUCCGUCCCAAGCUUUGUUUCAGGUUUGGAGUUUUAAUCGCAUAAUAUGUUUAAUUAGAUUUGUGUGUGUAUUUUUUUAAUUUUCAUCGUGUUUCCCCCCUAUUCCAGUAGUUGUCGUAGCUGCUAGCUAGAUCGUAAUGCACAAAAAAAAUGGUGGAGUACAUGCAUGCAUGCAUGCAAGAAGAGCAUGAGUUGCUUCCA
Zea mays is the source of this 2003-nucleotide messenger RNA. RefSeq lists its product as uncharacterized. NCBI's taxonomy places the organism in Eukaryota, Viridiplantae, Streptophyta, Magnoliopsida, Poales, Poaceae. The transcript is spliced from 6 exons. Bases 448 to 1710 code for a protein of 420 amino acids. The record is from RefSeq and is a predicted model, not a curated record.